This is a messenger RNA of Osmerus eperlanus (European smelt), 1061 nucleotides long. RefSeq names its product high choriolytic enzyme 1-like. The coding region runs from base 270 to 1061 and encodes 263 amino acids. The transcript has a single exon. The record is from RefSeq and is a predicted model, not a curated record. Gene Ontology annotation, biological process: proteolysis. Lineage: Eukaryota; Metazoa; Chordata; Actinopteri; Osmeriformes; Osmeridae. Gene Ontology annotation, molecular function: zinc ion binding; metalloendopeptidase activity.
AGCAAACCUGUCUUUUCCCCUAAUGGACAAGGAGUUGCAGGGCGUUGCGAUGCUGGUUUUGCUGUGUCCUCAAAUGAUUAUUAGGACAAUCAGCCACAACCCAAAGCCCUAAACCCCCCUGCAGACACACCUGUAGAGGAGAGUAUAAAACACCAGGACUCACCAGACUCAGACAUCCAGCUAAAAGGAGCAAAGCAUCUCCAAGGAGACCAGACCUAGAAAACUUCCCAUCCAGACCCAGAGCCAGAUUGAACCUCCAGACCCUGAAGAUGGAGAUCAGCACCUCUUUGUCUCUCCUAAUGCUGCUGCUGUUGGGACUCUCCCAAGCCAAUCCCAUCCAUAUAGAUGGAGAAAACACCGAUGAACAUCUACAUAUGUCCGCUGGCGGCAUUCUGACCACAAACAACCAAUCCAGUGAGCUUCUUCUGGAGGGAGACCUGAUCGUACCAAAACACAGAAAUGCCAUGAGGUGCUAUCAAGGGGACUCAUGCAAGUGGAAGAAAUCCUCGAAUGGUCAGGUGAGGAUAGCCUACACAAUCGGCAGUGAGUACUCUCCCCAAGAAAGGCAGAUUAUUGAGAACGCCCUGAGAUCGUUUGCUUCUGUUUCCUGCAUUCGCUUUGUGCCCCGUACAACUGAGACCGACUACAUCAUGGUUGUGAGCCAGGACGGCUGCUUCUCUUCUCUUGGGAAACAGAAGGGUCCACAGGUGCUCUCUAUCAACAAGCGCGGUUGUAUGGAAAACAAAAUCAUUCAACAUGAGACCCUUCAUGCCCUGGGCUUCCAGCACGAGCACACCAGGAGUGACCGUGACCAGUACGUCAAGAUCAACUUUGCCAACAUCGAUCCAGGCCAGCACUACAACUUUGCCAAAUCAGACACCAACAAUCUUGGCACUUCCUAUGACUACUCCUCAAUCAUGCAGUAUCCAAGACGAGGUUUUGCCAUCAACCCUAAUAUUGAUGUCAUUAUACCUAUCCCCAACCCUAACGUUGCUAUUGGCCAGUCAACCACAUUCUCAAGAAUCGAUAUCGAGAGGAUCAAUCGACUAUAUCAGUGCUAA